CGUAUGAAUCCGUUAAGCCUUUACCUAUAUAUAAACGGGUCACUCGCCAAAACAUUUAUAACAAGUCCGCUAAAGCCUGUGGGAAGUAGGACCGUUUUAAUAUCCCUAUCUGUAAUAUUUCCCACUCAUUACUCUUGCGAGAUGAGAAUCUAGGAAUUGUACUAGACGCUAAAAUUGUUUUUCCAGCAAUGCCAUGUUAAAAUCAUGGAUCAUACGGAAACCAAGACCACUUUCCUCUUUUCGGUAACACAUGUUUUCCUAUUUUGCCAAUGCAUCUCUUGUUUAGGUGGAUUUGAGCUACACUAUAAUCGUGCAAUGGUACUCGCAUGAUUUUCACAGAUAUCCAAUGGUAACAUGAAACUAGACAUAACAUAGGUUGGAAGAGCUAGGGCAAUGGAUUUUAUCUCUCUCUUUUCUCCCUGUUCACACAUACAAAUCUUUCACAGGGAGAAAAAGUUAUGUCUUUGUUUUGAUGUAAUACAAUGUCUCUGAUCUAAAAAUUCACCUUUUGUUGUAUAAAAGUUCUGAUUUUUAGAUUGAUUUUUUUCUGUUUCGCGAAUGCAAUUUUUUUGGGCUUUCAAAAUAGAUCGGGAUGCUUUUCAAAUCUUAUUUCUUUCUCCGAUCUGUUUUGAACAAUAAAAUUCCAAUUUUAAAUCGGAUUUGUUGAUGAGAGUGGCUCUUUGAGUUCCAAAUCAACUCUGACCGAAUCUCUAAACAACCGGACCCAUGUUUUCUGAUUGGGCAAUAUUGCGUCUUUUUGAUGCGGCAGUCCUUAGUGGGAGGCUUAAAAGUUUCAGACUCAAAGUUAUUGGAAACGGUGGAUGCGGUAAGAUGAUGAAGAUUGUGGAAGGCGAUUGUAGAGACAACUCUAAAAGAUGGUGUUGGAAGAUGAAGCUUCGAAGCUUGCGACAUCUCAAUUCUUAGUGGAUGUGGGUGAUGCGAUUUUAGGCGGAGGAGACGAAAGGGUUUCAAACCGCGGCGUAGAAGCUUUCCGACGCCCGAAAGAGAAGCUUCGGGAAGGAGAAGAUCGGGCUUGGGCAUGAUGGACGUGUGUCAAGGGACCUCCGAAUAGCGUAUGCGAGUAUAAUCAAGUCGGUGAUUAAACAAAUUUGUUUUGUUUUCUUUGUAAAUUCUAAAUGGGCUUUAAAUUUUAUAAACCCAACCCAUCUUGUAAUUGCCCAAUGGGCUUCAUUUCAAUGAAAUGAAAUGUUCACAAAGGAAAAUAAAUAUAAAAAAAAACGAGAAAGAGAAAGAGAGAGAGGCUGCUAUGUGUUCAUGAGUUUUCUUCUUCUUCUUCCCAAAACACACAGAGAGAGCAAAUAAAAGGAACAUUCGGCCUCUUGUCCCCUCUUCCCAUCGCAAAACCCUAAUUUGGCUUCUACAAACCCUAAUUGCGUCAUCAUCCUCUAUUCUAAUCGCUCCCCGUUUUAUCCCUCGAAUUCGUUUUUUUUUUUUGGUUUCUUCCAAAAUUUUCGUUGGUUUCUCCCUCCUUGCCAUUGAGCGAUUUUAUCCAAACAAAUCCAGAUAAUCUGGGUCUGGGUUUCGUUCGCACCCAUCGUGCUGUGUUGAAUCUUAGGGAUUAGGGUGAUUAACAUCGGGAGUGAUGGUCAGAGAUAAUUGCCUUGCCCCCUAGUUGUUAGUUGUUAGGGUGCCAUCACUGUAAAUUCCUGCUAGUCCCAUCGUGCUGUGUUGAAUCUUAGGGAUUAGGGUGAUUAACAUCGGGAGUGAUAGUCGUCAUAUACAGAGACAAUUUCCCCCGGGUGCCAUUUCAUUUCAUGCUAGUCUCUUAUUGAUAGUGAUGAUGAUCUUCUAGCAAUCUGUGGGAGAGAGGAAUCAAUUGUUCGUUGCGAAGAGCAAAAUUGGUUGAUGGAGAAACGUGAACCCUCUUUGGUACCUGAAUGGCUAAGAAGUACAGGGAAUGGUUCUAGUGUUGGGAGUAAAAAUCACAUUCUAUCAUCCUCUGCUCGCUCUGAUUCUUCUUUGUUACUUAAUAACAGCAAGACUAGGAACCCUAGGACCAAAGCCACCGAUGUUGAUUCUCCUCCUUUUCUUGACCGGUCUUGUUCCACCAAUGCCCGGAGGGGCUCUACAAAAAAUGCAUAUAGCAACUUCAAUGUUCAAAGGAGCAAUAGAGAUAAAGAUCGGAGCAGCAGGGAGAGCUACAUAGACUACCCAUGGGACCAUGAUACUUGUUUCCCUUUCGGUACCAUCUUAAAUGAAGUGCAGUUAAGGCGUUCUAAUUCAAUGACAACUAGGAAACAGGACGACCACCCACGGUUUUCUAUGGGUUUCAAAGACGGUAGAAGCAUUUACAACAGAAAUGGUAUGCUUCCUCCUGCAAAGAGCUCUGAGAGGAAUGAAGACGCUGUAAGAAUUUCAUCUCCUUGUCUAAGUCCUGCUGUUGCUGGUAACUCAGGCUUGACUCCUGGGGAACAUUGGACAUCGGCUCUGGCAGAGGUUCCCAUUGUUAUUGACAAGAGUGCUUCUGACCCCGUUGCUGCUAAUGUUGCUACCUUAACGGGACAGACUCGUAACAUGGCUGAAGCAUUGUUGCAGCCUCCUAGAACUAGUACACCUCCCCAGGAAUCUUCAAAGAUACAGAGACUUGAGGACCGAGCUCUUAAGCUAAUACCGGUUCUGCCUUCUACACCAAAGGGCUCAGUUCUGAGUUCUUCUGAUAAAUCCAAGACCAAACCAAUGGCUCGAAGUGGUGAAACUGGUCUUGCUUCGUUUAGAAACACCCACCAGCAAUCCUCUAUUCGGCUAGGUAAUCUCCCUUCUAAUUCUGGUAGUCAGAUCAAGCCUGAUACUACUAAGAAGAUGGUGGUUCUCAAACCUGCCGUCAAAGAAUCUGCAAGUCCACGUCCUACAAACAACAGCCUGGCUGCUGCUGCUGCUAGCCAGAUGAUCGCUGCUCCAUCUGCACCAUCCACUUCUUCUGCGCAAAGUACAAACAAUCCAAGGGAGCUCAAGGGAGCCUCGGUAAACAUGCCAGCAGAAAAGAAGCUUUCCCUGGCUCAAACUCAGAGCAGGAAUGCAUUUUUCAGUACUUUGAAGAAGAAGAAGACAUCUACAAACAUCUCAACUAGCUCUUGCACCAUCUCUAAGGAGCUUGUAGCUAGUGACCCUUCAAGUGUAGAAAGAGAUGACAUGGUCAUGGAAAGGGUCGAGAAAGUUUCUGAGAGGGUUAGCGUUUUUGAAUCGACAGACCUUCCAGAUGAAAAAGAGGCCGAGUUCCUUAAAUCCCUUGGGUGGGACGAAAACAAUACUGAGGUAGAAGCCCUUACAGACGAGGAGAUCAGAGCCUUCUAUGAACAGCACAAGGAGGUGAAGCCAUCACUGUUGCAAACGCUGCCUACCAUUAAAGAGGCAACUGAGGACGCAACUCCCAACUCGUGAUCCGGUUUUGAAGAUAGUUUUCUCAUUUCUCUUUCCUUUUCUUUUCUUUUUAGUUUUAUUACUUGGUGGCGUGGACAAGAAGGUGGGGGAGGCUUCAGUUGCACUUUUGAGUGUUGUUCUACUUCAGAUAAGCUACAAAAUGAGUCUUUGUACAUCUAUUGGUCUGAAGAUAGAGAGAGCUUUUGUUUUGCUAUAGCUUCCUUAGGUUUCUAAUGUUUGAUAUGAUGAGGAAAAGGUCAUAAAACUUUGUUGGUGGUAUAAAGAAAAUUUAAAGGCUUUCGGUUUCUUUCUUAAAAAAUAUUAAUUUCA
Molecule: messenger RNA, 3708 nt
Organism: Brassica rapa (field mustard)
Lineage: Eukaryota; Viridiplantae; Streptophyta; Magnoliopsida; Brassicales; Brassicaceae
Source: RefSeq, a predicted model, not a curated record